Molecule: messenger RNA, 1446 nt
Organism: Clavispora lusitaniae ATCC 42720
Lineage: Eukaryota; Fungi; Ascomycota; Pichiomycetes; Serinales; Metschnikowiaceae
Source: RefSeq, a predicted model, not a curated record
AUGUCUCAUUCUAACGAAAAACGGCGCCGGCCACAGAAGAGCAAGAAAAAAUCGAGAGACGUGCGUCUCUUCGAGCUCACCCGUCUUGCUAACCGCCACCUUCCUGUGACCAUUAACGGUCUUCCUUUGGCCAAGAUCAUAGACUUGCACAGGGCAAAAAACGAAGCUGAAUCAUCUCAGAAAACGCUGGAGUCGGGAACGGAGAAGACUCAAGGAUCAGGUGUGGAUACCAGUGCCAAAGACACAGCUAGCCCCGAGCCUGGAUUGGCGAAAAAACUGAAAAAACGCCUAUCGAAGAAAGCUCGGGCGCAAAUUGCCACCGACCAUAUUUCCCGAGUUAUCAAGCGGGACCCGCUGCAGGCGAUAUAUUUGUCGUUUAUGCUUCGGCCGUCGGACCCGGACUUCCCCUUUGAUUUGGCGCUGCUCAAUUUCAAUUUGGCGGUGCCCGCAGAAUAUCCAGCGAAACCAGCCUCCAUCAUAGUGUUGAACACCGAAGUUCCGCGGGGUUUCGCUGUCAAUGUGGAAAGAGGAUUCCGGGAGAUUGCAAACAUGGCGCAGGCGGCGAGGGGAAAGAAAGGGAAGAACGAAAACAUGGCGAAGAACGAAAAGCUGGGCAAGAAAACCGAAAAUACCAAUGUUGGGAAAUCGAAGGAGGCACGGAUAGCAACAACGAAGGAAGGCAACCUGAUGGAAACCGAUGAUCUGGAAGAGGAUGGCAUGUCGUUGGUCGACGGCCCCACUCUAUUGUCGCAAGUCCAGACGAUGGAUAAGUAUUUGGAAGAUUUUCUCAAGCAAGAAAAAAGACAAACGUUGAAGUUCGUCACUUUCAAAAACAGCGCUCUGUCUGCUGCUACGCCAGAACCGGUUGCUGCUGCUCCUCCUCCAGAAGUUUCCACGGCUUCUGUUCUGAAUAAAGAACUAGAGUCAAACCUUCCACCUCAUGUGUCUCCCGAAAUGUUACGUCAACGAAACCUUGCCACAGACGAACUUACGACAAAACUCAAGGACCACGUAAAACUUUUCAACAAGUCGUCACAAGGGUCUCGCUACAAAAUACAUGUGCCAAUACUUUUGCCUGAAGGUUUGCCCGAACUUUGGACAUUCAACAAUAAUGCGGUGGAUGUGUUCUUAGUGGUUCCUCUAGCAUAUCCCGAAGAAAAGGCAAAAUUAAGCGUAGCCCCCAACUUCAGCACCAACCUUGUCGUGGCUAAAAAGCUGGCGCUCGAGAGUUUUCUUGCGCAAAGGGGCAAAUCGGUCGUUUCUGUGGUGGAAGAAGCAAAGCAGGCAGAGAAAAACGUCCGUGCAAACACGGACACAUGGAUUUCGAAAAAUACGCCGUCCUUGGUUGGUGUGGCCAAUUGGGUUGCCUCCAAUCUCCGAUCCUUGGUUCUUUCUCCAGCAGAGUAUAGUUCAUGGACGGAAAACAUGCACAAGUUGAGCCAGUAA